Brassica rapa (field mustard) is the source of this 1285-nucleotide messenger RNA. Its product is annotated as prolyl 4-hydroxylase 5. Gene Ontology annotation, biological process: peptidyl-proline hydroxylation to 4-hydroxy-L-proline. Gene Ontology annotation, cellular component: endoplasmic reticulum. NCBI's taxonomy places the organism in Eukaryota, Viridiplantae, Streptophyta, Magnoliopsida, Brassicales, Brassicaceae. The record is from RefSeq and is a predicted model, not a curated record. Gene Ontology annotation, molecular function: procollagen-proline 4-dioxygenase activity; iron ion binding; L-ascorbic acid binding.
GACGAAGAAGAAAACAAACACGAAGAAGAUAGUACAUAAUAAUAAUAAUUGCUUCGUAUAUAUAUUUAUAAAUAAUAAACUCCAAUCACCAAAGCUGCUCUGUAACUUGGUCUUGUUCAAUGUUAGUAGUCAUUUAGAUCUUGAGAGAGAGAAAAAUCAAAAGUCAAACAAUGGCGUCGAAAUCGAAGAAUAACAUUCGUUACCAACCGAGAAAAGCAUCAUCGAGAUCGACUCAAGCGUUCACGGUGAUCAUCCUUCUGCUCGUGGUGAUUAUGAUUCUUCUCGGUCUCGGGAUCUUGUCACUUCCUAAUGCCAACAGAAACUCUUCCAAGCCCAACGACUUGACCAACAUUGUACGCAAGAGCCAGGAGCAGAGUAGUGGUGGAGAUGAGGAAGGGAACGGUGAGCGUUGGGUUGAAGUGAUAUCGUGGGAGCCUAGAGCUGUCGUUUACCACAAUUUCUUGACCAAUGAAGAAUGUGAGCACCUGAUCAACCUCGCUAAACCCAACAUGGUUAAGUCAGCUGUGGUUGAUGAGAAAACCGGUGGGAGCAAAGACAGCAGAGUAAGGACGAGCUCUGGAACUUUCCUUAGGAGAGGACAUGACGAAGUUGUUGAGACUAUUGAGAAAAGGAUCUCAGAUUUCACCUUCAUUCCUGUUGAGAAUGGAGAAGGUCUUCAGGUUCUUCACUACCAAGUAGGACAAAAGUAUGAGCCUCACUAUGAUUAUUUCUUAGAUGAGUUCAACACCAAGAACGGAGGGCAACGUAUAGCUACUGUACUUAUGUACCUCUCGGAUGUUGAUGAUGGUGGCGAGACCGUGUUCCCGGCUGCAAAAGGAAACAUUAGUGCAGUCCCAUGGUGGAACGAGCUCUCGAAAUGUGGCAAAGAAGGACUCUCUGUUCUACCAAAGAAGCGAGAUGCUUUACUUUUCUGGAACAUGAGGCCUGAUGCUUCUCUAGACCCUUCCAGUUUGCACGGGGGAUGUCCAGUGGUGAAAGGAAACAAAUGGUCAUCCACCAAAUGGUUCCACGUCCACGAGUUCAAGGUCUAAAAUAGAAACUAAAAUUUGAAGAGGUUUUCACGACAGCUCAAGUUUGUGUAUUGUUGUAUUUUCCCUUUUGAAGUGAGGAUCAUUACUUAGAAAACUGGAGACUGUUUGUUCACGAGGGAUAUUUGAACAUUUUCUACUUUUUUUUGUCUAAACUACUUGAGAUUUUUGUAACUUUACAUGUUCAGUCUGAGUUUUAUAACUUCAAUAAUACAACCACGCAUUUUCUAUUUGCA